This is a messenger RNA of Aspergillus mulundensis, 1560 nucleotides long. RefSeq lists its product as uncharacterized. The transcript has 7 exons. Gene Ontology annotation, molecular function: hydrolase activity, acting on carbon-nitrogen (but not peptide) bonds, in linear amides. Gene Ontology annotation, biological process: ceramide metabolic process. NCBI's taxonomy places the organism in Eukaryota, Fungi, Ascomycota, Eurotiomycetes, Eurotiales, Aspergillaceae. The coding region runs from base 1 to 1560 and encodes 519 amino acids. The record is from RefSeq and is a predicted model, not a curated record. Gene Ontology annotation, cellular component: membrane.
AUGCCCUCAAACCAUUCUGGGGUCCUUCAACCGCGAACUCCAACUUCUGCGAAAAAUCUAUCCGCUGGGCUAGGACUAUCUGAUGACGAGGUACAUGGCCGAGUUCAUCAACAGUCUAAGCAGCAGUGUCUACGGCAAGUACCCCAACGCGCAAGCUUUCUCUGCUACCCAUACCUACGAACAAAAUCUGACGACCGUCACAAACAGUCAUCUACGCAGUCUACGGGCUUCGCCAGCUGUAUAAACAACAGAAUCCUCAUGUUGUCCGUGUCGUACCUUACUUGGGCCUCCUGGCUGUCGGUGUCUUCUCUGCCGCAUUCCACGCGACCCUCAAGUACGACACCCAGAUGCGUAUGGCAUGCCCCGUUCACUGUUCACUGGGUAUUACCAGGCUGCUCGAGUCUCUUCGCGUUGCUCACUGCAACGGUCGACGAUCUCUCAAUGCUCUCCACGACAACAUCGGUCCUCCGUCGCGUCUUGACAGUCAACCUCAGUCUCAUCUCGUCGCCAGCAGCAGCGCUCAUACUAGGGAUUAUUCUUACGGGCAUAGCACUUUACCAUAUCAUAACGGAUGAGCUCAUCGUGCACCAGGUGUUCUUCGGUGUCUCGGUGACGGUAAAUGGGAUCCGGACAUUGCAGCUGAUUCGCACGAGGACUGCGGAGGGCUCAGCGGCGAGGGCGCAGAUCUGGGGGAUGGUGAGACUUGGAGCUCACCUUGGAACGAUUGCUUUUGGUAAAGUAGCAGUCAUCGCCGAAGGGGACCCAGCAAUUCCCGAAGCACUUUGCAGCCUUCGCAGCAGCCCAACACUUGGAGACCAGCCUCUGUCCGUUUACAGGACCUUCCUCAAUAUUAGAGCUGCGAUUCUCGCUUCAGCUGAAAGUGCGGAGUUGGCGUUUGAGAACAUUCAUCCAACCGUCGGGUCUGCGGUAUAUGACGCUCUCCUGGAAGAUCCUGACAUCGAGAAUCUCGCGCCGCGCAUGACAUAUAACUCCUCUUCAAACACAUCAUCAGCCCGCGUGAUGCCUGUUAGGGUCCUUGAUGUGCCACAGGCGUGGCUAGCGAAGGAGCUCAGAGCAAUGUGUAUGGCAAACUUCUUGUCUGGCCCUGAGAGUAAUCAUUUCGACAGUUUUGUAGGAACAAGUUUUCAAGACUUCGUGGCCCCGUACGCCGGUUCCAGGAAGCACCCCGACUGGGCCCUUAUCCCAAACGCAGAUGCCCUACCUUCUAUAGUCGCAGAAUCAGGAUGGUCAGACUGUUGGCCAAAACUAAUUACCGAGAUGGAAAUGUGGCUUCAGGGAGGGCGACCCAACGUCCAGCUGGUUCUUCUUUUCAAGUGGUCCAAACGGGUCAAUAAUAAUGUGGUAGGGGAGGUACGUCUGUACCAUCAAGGUGCGGCUGGAAAUUCAACCGAAAAGUUCCGCGCGAGCAUUUUCCCCAUCGGCCAGGAUGGACCUGCUGGUAUUCCGAUAACCCGUGGAGAGAUCUUUGGAGUAUCCGGAGUGUUUCCGGGCCAGAACGCUACAAACGUUUGGACGCUAUCCAUAACAAGACUUCAAUAG